AAUUUUUAUUUACUUGUAAUAAUGUGCUCAUCCUCAGUCAGAUUUGCGACUUAACCCAUACCACCCGGAAUGAGGAAGUUUUAUUUAUCGGUACAUUUACGCUGAAAUUAGGUACAUGUAUGUAUUUGUUCCGUUGAUAUCCUGUGCACAUUAACAACAACUCACGAAAGCAAGUAUUUAUUUACUCUUGAACUGCAACAUAUUUUAUACUGACUCUGGUUAGCGAAUUGUUAUUUAGGACGGAUAAUUGAUAAAUCGAUAUUCAAAAUAAACCUUAUUUACUUUGCCGUGCUGAAUCCAAAUGAUCAAACCAAUGGCAUGGCAACAUUUUCAGUGUAGCAUUAAACUUACUUUAUGCACGUUGAGCUGCAUUUUUAUGUCAUUUCGAGUACUGUAAGCGAACAGAAGUUGAUGAUCUGGUGUUUUUAAUGUGUCGGCUUGAAAUUAUUGGUGUUGAACUUUUUGCCAUAAAAGUUUAAAAUUCAAUUUGAUUCGCUAAUUGUUCUGAGAAUGUUGAAAUUCUGUGAUAUAUCUGCAGUGCUGAUGAAGGUGUAUUUGUAACCUGUAAUCUGAUCCUGCAGAAUAAAAUUGUCAUGAUGAAGAGGUGCUUAGCAAGUUUUGAGAGUGUGGUGAUACAAAUCCUAGCAUUAUUUUGUAAUUGUGCUCAAAACGUAGGUGGUGCUGUUUUCCCUUGUGGGCGUCCUUCAAACUCCAACAACCUGACAGGACCGGGCAUUCUCAGCCCAGUCGACAUCCCAUGGUCAGUGGCAAUAACUGUCAGGUCGGAAUUCACGACGGAUGCCACAUUUUCUGCAGUUCUAAUCUCGCCCUCCCUCGUUCUCGCCUCGGCCCACUAUCUCCUAGAAAAAGGUACUCACAGAUUUCACAUUUAUCCCUAUUCGGAUUAUGUGGCUUCCAUGGCUACCCGGAAGGGAGGUGACCCCAUCCAUUCAGACCCCAACGCUAUCAUGGUCUCUCUCAAGCAUAUUCAAAUCCAUCCCCAGUACGAGGAGGGGAACUGGACCCACUGGAUAAAUGAUUAUGCCCUCUUUCAUCUAUCCGAACCUGUGCAUGAUCCCCGCGUCGAACCAAUUUGUCUGCCGUCCUCUGAUGACGAGGCCCUAAUUACGGAACUGAGGAGUCCAACGCUUUCAGAAACCGAAGAAGAAUUGGUCGUUACUGGGUGGAACAGAAAUAUUGAUGAGAAUCUGUUCCUCCGGCUAAAAACACAACCAUUCUCGACUUGUAAUAAUUUAUGGCAAAACAAUGAUGAAACAAGACCUAAUGUUUAUCGCAACAAGUGGUGUGCAGUUGUUGGCCAACAAAAUACGCAUUGGACUUGCAUCCACCAGGACGUGGGCGGAGUUCGUCUCAUAAACGGGUCCUACUACUUUAGUGGCAUUGUGGACAAUUUUUACAGUACUAAUGCUUCCAGAAAAUGCUUCUCUGGAGCUGAAUACUACUUUAGAGACCUGAACAAGAAUACGCUAUACUGGAUCGAAAAUAAUUUAAGAUGUGGUCCGGAUAAUUUCACAUGUGGCUCUGGAGAGUGCAUCUCAUUAUCCGCAGUUUGUGAUCAGUCUGUGCAGUGCAAAGAUGGUUCAGAUGAAAAGCCGAAUUAUUGUCGUGGUCGAAAUUUUUGUACCGUAGAUGAGUUUGCUUGUGGUGUGUACGGGGAAUGUAUUCCACAAGAGCAAUAUUGCAAUGGAGUUGUGGAUUGUGAGGAGAAUGGAGAAGAUGAAAAAAACUGUGUCACAAAUGAAAUUCCAAUAGCCAUCGUGACUGGGAUUACCUUGACAUUUCUAGCAAUUGCUGUCACAAUUGUUUUAUUGUGGAGAAGGAACGUUAAUAACUUGAAGAAAAAAAUACGGGAUUUGACCCAGAACGAGGUGGACGAUUUUCUGCUUGGUUGCCCACCAAAAAAGUAUUCAGUUAAAAAGAAGGGGGAAUUAUCCUAUAAUUAUACCCCCGACCCGAUCCAGUCUCAACCCUGGAAUGCCUCUCAUACAAUAGCUUCCGGUGACAUCAAAAUUAAAGAAGAAAUCAAUCGAGGAAACUUUGGAAUAAUUUACAAGGCAACUCUACUCACUAAUAAAUCUGUUACGACAAAAGUUGACCAGUUAGAGGAAGAAGUAGCAGUUAAAACAAAUCUAAAAACCGUUGGAGUGCAGGAUUUCAAAAUUUUGUUGAGUGAAUUAAAAAUUUUGGCCUACGUUGGGGAACAUGCAAAUGUUUUGCGAUUUGUUGGAGCAUGUACCGAAAACAUUAAGCAACGUGAAGUGUAUCUCGUUGUAGAAUAUUGCCCGAAUGGAAAUCUGUACGACUAUUUGAUAAAAAACUCAAAAUAUUUUAUGGCCAACGAAGUCAUGGACAGCAGCAUCUGUGAUCAUCCUGGAGCUAAAAUUACAUCAGAUUAUCAGUUUGACAACUCGCAGUAUGGUUUCCUGAACAUGUAUGACCUGGUCCUCUGGUCUGCACAGAUUGCUGCUGGUAUGGAAUAUUUAGCCUCAAAAAGGAUCGCUCAUGGUGAUCUUGCGACGAGAAAUUUACUUCUAUCUGCAAAUCUGGAUAUAAAAAUAAGUGACUUUGGUCUUUCCCGACAAUUAGGAUAUUCUGGGGUUUACAUAAAAUCCGCAGAUGAACCUGCUCCUUGGAAAUGGCUUGCGAUUGAAAGCUUAAUUUCGCAUUGUGUUUCGGAGAAAAGCGACGUGUGGUCAUUCGGAGUUACAAUAUGGGAAAUUUUUACUCUUGGAAAAACGCCAUACGGAGAUGACUCUCGAUACAAUGCAGCAUUCAUUGAAAAUCUCGUCUCUGGACAUCGACUGCAGCAACCAAAGCUUGCUUCGAAUGAAAUAUAUGACAUAAUGUCAAACUGUUGGAAACCUUGUGCUACAGAUCGUCCAACAUUUGGUGAACUUCGUGAUGAAUUAAUCACCAUUCUUCACACAUGCAACGGAACGAGUAAAAGAAGUAGUGGAAGCAGUGACUGCAAAGAGGCUCAAUUAAAUUAUAUGACCGUUUUGGAUAUAUAAUUCGUAAUAUCACAACUUGAAACCACUUUCUAUUCAACUAAAAUUCUUGCUAAGCAUUUCAACAUUCAGAACUAAAACUAUAUCUCAACUACCCUACAUAAAUGUAGUUAUGCAUAUUUCUCAAUACACAGAUAAUAUAAUGUACAUGAUAAUAUAAAUAUCUCAAAUAAAAUGUUUUUCAUUUUUUUAUUAA
Molecule: messenger RNA, 3225 nt
Organism: Folsomia candida
Lineage: Eukaryota; Metazoa; Arthropoda; Collembola; Entomobryomorpha; Isotomidae
Product: proto-oncogene tyrosine-protein kinase receptor Ret
Exons: 17
Coding region: 594-3032 (812 amino acids)
Biological process (GO): positive regulation of kinase activity; multicellular organism development; protein phosphorylation
Cellular component (GO): signaling receptor complex
Molecular function (GO): transmembrane receptor protein tyrosine kinase activity; protein binding; ATP binding
Source: RefSeq, a predicted model, not a curated record